Messenger RNA from Pecten maximus, 2013 nucleotides. RefSeq names its product 5-hydroxytryptamine receptor 1F-like. The coding region runs from base 82 to 1332 and encodes 416 amino acids. Gene Ontology annotation, biological process: G protein-coupled receptor signaling pathway. Gene Ontology annotation, cellular component: membrane. The record is from RefSeq and is a predicted model, not a curated record. The transcript has a single exon. Gene Ontology annotation, molecular function: G protein-coupled receptor activity. Lineage: Eukaryota; Metazoa; Mollusca; Bivalvia; Pectinida; Pectinidae.
UACUCACGUUACACUGUGAAUCAAGUGCCGAGAAGCAGUGAGUAGAUGUGGCCAUUUUAGCGAUUCACUUAUCCAGUAAAGAUGAACUCGUCUACAAAUGCUACAUAUUCCCUAGAAGAGGAAGAUUGGGAAGAGUUUAGGAACAAUGGGAUUCCGAUUUCGGUAUUUCUGGCUGUCUUGUGUGUCGUUGGAACUGUUGGAAAUGUACACGUGUUUCUGGUAUAUUUGUUAAGAUAUAAAUCAAACAUAUACAAAACAUUUAUACUGUGUUUAGCCGCUGUGGAUUUCCUUGGGUGUACAUUCUGUAUCCCAGCUUCUCUGUACAUCAUCAGACACCCUAACACGCUACAGUCUUCAGCUUUCUGCAAGAUGAGCCGUGCUCUUACCUACUUCGUGGGAGCAUACUCAUUGCUGCUUCUAGACUGUAUAGCGGUGGAACGAUAUCGGAAGGUAUGUCAAGCCACCCGUGCCCAAUUCACAUUACAAAUGACGCGUAUAGUAUGUGUCGUUGUCUGCCUUUUCGUGAUUGUGGUGAUUACUAUUCCAGUGGUUGUAAUUUAUGGCCUCAACCAGAAGACAACUAAAGCCCAUUCAUUGAUUGGAUAUGAGUGUACUGUGUUAGAACUCUAUAAGAAUUCAACCCUGAUAAAAGUAUAUAGGGGGUUUGUUUUCUUCAUUUUCGUCUUGUUGUUAAUCAUUUCAGUAGUUUUGUACACUUUGGUGGGAAGGAAGAUCUAUGCUGCUUAUAAAAACAAACACAGGAAAACAAGAACCAAGUCCUGCAUGUCGGAAUUUAAACAAAGUAGUAAUAAAUCAAUAUCGACACAAGCUUGCGGCAACAAAAAUACAGACGAAGGCGAAACGGAUGAUGUUACAAAUUCGGCGGCGCAUGUCACUUCUGAAACACACAACCAUGUUAUGACGUCAUGUCCACGUGAUCCUGACGUGAAGGACAAUCACUCCGGUGACAGGAGUCAGCAAUCCACCAUAACAGGAAACACCUAUCUAAACGCGUUGAACGAAAAGAAGAGAAAGAAGCUUGAGAGAAGCAGAAACAUAACUAUGAUUUUUUUAGUGGUGUCAAUAAUGUCCUUCGGGGGUUAUCUCCCCUACCUUCUAACCACCUUGAUCCGGAAUAUCAGCAGAUCUCUUUUCGAAAAUAUCGAGAAAAAUAACGGAGCUCUUAUCUUCUUCAUUCGUUGGAUGGUGUUCUUUAACAAUGCUAUAAACCCAAUCGUAUACGGUUUUAUGGAUAAAAAAGUCCGAAAAGAACUUUCACAUGGUUACGUUAAAAUGAUGCGUUGUUGUUUUUCGUGUAGAAAUGGCUAUUAAUCAUGGCAACAGCAUUUGUGUUAAGAAACUAUCACCACCACCAUCACCACCACCACCAUUACUACGGGAAUAUGUGAAGAUGUCCAUUCAGUUUCUUUUUCUCGGAAAUUUUGGUUGUCUUUGUAAAAGGUGAUUAUACACUAGUUUUGUGUCAUUAUUUAAGAUAUCAGAUGUUUCCAUGGCCGUUACUUGUGAAACCGCAUGGAAGCUUCUGAUUGGUCAAAAUUCAAAUAUCGGCCUAUUAAGCUUAAAUUAAUAUUAAAAAAUUCGGAGUGUAAUGUCUUUCUUUCCAAAACGAUCAAUGUAAUUGGCUUGUCAUGGUACGAAACUGCAGAUAAAUUUUGGACUACUACUUAAAAACUUCUUUAACCAAUUGCAAUUCAACUACACAAGAAUGAUAGGACUUUGUGAAGAUACGUUUUACAUUUUUGUUGAGACCACAGCUCAUCAGUCCUUGCAUCAAAUCUCAUUCAAGAAGGGUUCUGAAUUCCAACUUUGCUAUGUCGGCUGGCCAAAGUCUUCGUUUUGAAGCUGGCUCCAGUGUUGGUUUGUAACAAGUGAAUAACGAAAUAAUUUUACAAUUACUGUGUUAUCAAAACUGUUCGUGUCAUCAAAGUAAUAUUUCAUAUCAUAAUAUAAUUAAUAACUGUGUUAAAUCAUCGUACGAGAGUUUUAAUACAU